Molecule: messenger RNA, 1186 nt
Organism: Botrytis deweyae
Lineage: Eukaryota; Fungi; Ascomycota; Leotiomycetes; Helotiales; Sclerotiniaceae
Exons: 2
Coding region: 342-1073 (243 amino acids)
Biological process (GO): Golgi vesicle transport
Cellular component (GO): membrane
Source: RefSeq, a predicted model, not a curated record
CAAAAACGUCCCAAUCCCGGAUAUCAAUAUCACUCACUGCAGGAUCCAUCUUAUCUGUUCUUUAUUUAUGCAUACCAUUCUACCUUAACUAAGCGCUUUGUCUCAUAGCAGCCUAUCGAUUGAUCCAAUUCGUGAGCCGUAUAUCACUUCUGUGUCGAUAAAUCUGGUAGCUCGCCCUGUUGUGGAGAGCUCCUCGUAUAAACAAGUUGCGGCUCAACCGACUAUCGUUACAUCAGUGUCUUAGAUUUCGAUUACAUAAAGACAACAUUGCCCGUGGAGUAGGCAAUCGGCAUUUGCGGCUUUGAGCUGCUCAAUACUUUUUGAGAAAACUCUCGUUCAAGAUGAUGUCCGCUACGAAUGAAGAUGAUCCUUUUCUCCAAGUACAAGCCGAUGUACACCACCAACUAUCCCUUACACGCCCCCUCUUUACCUCCUACCUGCGUAUCCACUCUCUAACCAAAUCUCCGCAUCCAACUCCUGAACUCCUCUCCGCCCGCUCCGACCUAACCACCUCUCUCUCCCUAUUAACCGACGACCUGCAGGACCUUCGCGAUUCCAUAUCCGCAAUUCAAGCCGACCCCUACAAAUAUGGGCUACAGAUCGAAGAGGUAUCUCGUCGGGUACGGAUGAUAGAGGAGAUCGGAGGUGAGGUAGAUGACAUGCGGGAAGAGCUUGAAAAAACUAUGGGUGCUGCAUCCAAUUCCGGGGCUGGGGGAAAUGCAUAUAAUGAUGACAAUACCGGCUCACCUCUAGACGAUGACUACGCCGCGGAAUUCGAACAUCAACAACAAAUGCAAAUGCUAAAGCAACAAGAUGAGCAACUCGACAGUGUAUUUCAUACCGUAGGGAACCUCCGUCAACAAGCCGAUGACAUGGGCAGAGAGUUAGAAGAACAAACAGGAAUGUUACAAGAAGUAGAAACGGUAACCGAUCGAGUGAGCGGGAGACUUCAAGGAGGAAUGAAGAGGAUGAAUAAAUUAGUCAAAGAGAACGAGGAUGGACUGAGUAGUUGUUGCAUUGGGGUGUUAAUUUUCGUGCUGAUUUUGUUGUUGGUGCUUGUGCUUAUUUUGUGAAGGAGGCGGGAAGGCAACGGGCAGGCGGAAGGAGAGGAGUACUUUUCCCUUUGAAUUCAUCUCAUCUAAUUUUUCAUUUCCUGUCUAUCUUUCUUUCGGUAACCAGAACAAGC